GGCGGCCUCCCCGGGCUCCAACCCUGCGGGGCGGCGGAAGGGCCGCGCCUUCCCCGGCCGACCGGGGUCCGGAGGCCAAACCCUUGGUUCCCAUGGCGACGCCCCGGGUGGCUGCGCCGGCGGGAGGUGCCCGCCACGCGCGCACGCGGUCUCUCGGGGCCUCGGCGGCCUUCUCGGUUCCCUUGGGGACCCCAGCCCCUGCGGCCUCCGUCCCGAACGAGGUCCUGGCCGAGCUCCUCCGGGCUUACUCUGGGCAGAUCGGGCUGGCAGUGGUUUUAGGCUUGCCUGCGUCCCCUCGGGACUGAGGGAGUCCCGCCCACGCUCCCCCCGGGGAGCGAAGGAGCGCCGGGGCCUGAGGCUUGACUGAGUGAUUUCUCUCGAAGGUGGAUGUCGCUUCCAUUAGAAGCAGAUGCUCUCGGGUUUUAGGUGCUUCCCUGCUGACCUCUUUUUUAUCUUGUUAUUUUCCUGUCGUUAUUUUGUAAUGGGAAUGUCUUCUUUAGAAACUAAAUGGUUAGCAAUGGGUAAAAACACAGCCUAAGUAAAGGCGCAGUUUAAGACGAAGUGCGGCCGGCAGGAGCUAACGAGAGUCCCGGCGCACAAAUCUUGCAGCCCGAGGCCUUUAUCCCAGCGCCACGGACCGAUCCUAGGCGGUCAUGGAAACUCGGAUCACCUGUCACUCCAUGGAUUUUUUUGGGCAGCACAGACCAGAAGAUAACCAGUCAGUAGUUAGUAGAAUGCAGAAGAAAUACUGGAAAACCAAACAGGUCUUCAUCAAAGCAACCGGAAAGAAGGAGGAUGAGCAUGUGGUGGCGUCUGAUGCUGAACUGGAUGCUAAACUUGAGGUUUUUCACUCCAUUCAAGAGACAUGUACUGAACUUCUGAAGAUAGUUGAGAAAUAUCAGCUAAGACUCAAUGUUAUAUCGGAGGAAGAAAACGAACUAGGGCUCUUUUUAAAGUUCCAAGCAGAACGGGAUACAACGCAGGCUGGCAAAAUGAUGGAUGCCACUGGCAAGGCACUCUGUUCUUCAGCCAAGCAAAGAUUGGCUCUGUAUACUCCCCUGUCUCGCCUUCAGCAAGAAGUAGCAACAUUCAGCCAAAGGGCGGUAUCUGAUACCUUGACGACAAUUAAUCGGAUGGAGCAGGCACGCACAGAAUACAGAGGAGCCCUGCUGUGGAUGAAAGACGUAUCCCAAGAACUGGACCCAGACACCUUAAAACAAGUGGAAAAGUUCCGAAAAGUACAGAUUCAAGUGAGAAAUAGCAAAACUUCUUUUGACAAGUUAAAGAUGGAUGUUUGUCAGAAAGUGGAUUUACUUGGAGCUAGUCGCUGCAAUAUGUUGUCUCACUCACUCGCUACCUACCAGAGAACACUGCUUGGAUUCUGGGAGAAAACAGCUCGAAUGAUGUCGCAGAUCCCCGGGCCCUGUCUAGGCCUUCAUCCAUACGCCUUUGUAGCUCUCAAGCAACUACAAGACUCUCCAAUGAUGCUUACUGAAGACCACAGGGAGGGACGAAGAGAAGACAGUUCUCUCCCUGAAAACCUCAGUAGGUUAGUUUUGUCGGAUGAGGAAGUGAACUUGGGAAGUGAACCAGCAACUGAAGAUCACAAGGAAAAAGAUUCUCGAAUCAAAGAAUUUGUAGCACCUCAGUUUUCUGACUCUGAAAAUGUUGCAAAAGAUUUGCCAGUAGAUUCACUGGAAGAUGAUUUUGAGAAGGAAUUCUCGUUUCUGAACAGCCUCCUAAGUCCUGGCUGCUGGGGUGCUGGUGAAGCUUCCCAGGAAUGCCAGGCUGUCUUUGGAAGCCCCAAGGCCAGUCUCACGUGCCAGGAGCCUUCUGGGGGGUCCCAGCCUCUUGCUCACUCGGCAGGAUUCCUCCCUUCGCAGCUCUUUGACCUUGGCCUUCAUGCUGCUGGAGCUUUCAACAGCUGGGCCUCCUUUGGGGGAUUAGAAUUUCCUCUUUCACACAUUGAUAACCAGCCAGUGCCUUCACAGAGUCCAAAGAAAUUAACAAAAUCUCCCAACAGUGGUAACCAAGACAUGUCAGCCUGGUUCAAUCUAUUUGCAGACUUGGAUCCACUUUCAAACCCAGAUGCUAUUGGACACUCAGAUGAUGAACUUCUUAAUGCUUGACUGAAACUACGAUGCCUCUUGAAUGGCCUUGAGACACCAGUUUUGCAACUUACUGCCUUAGUGGAAAGGAGUUUAUGUUGUCACUCACAUACGAAGACAUUGUGUUUGCAAAUUUAACACUUGACAGCCAACUUUAGACAGAUGGUUUCUGUAAGCACUGGAACGUGGAAAGCUAUCAGUUACCUGCCUUUAUUAUGAUUUCAGCUCAACACCCUUGACUGUAUUAUACCUUACAAGGUAAAAUGAAUUUCAUGGGAUCAUUUUCCCUGAUCAGCAACUUG
This is a messenger RNA of Cervus elaphus (red deer), 2410 nucleotides long. RefSeq names its product islet cell autoantigen 1 like (gene ICA1L). Gene Ontology annotation, biological process: regulation of transport. NCBI's taxonomy places the organism in Eukaryota, Metazoa, Chordata, Mammalia, Artiodactyla, Cervidae. The record is from RefSeq and is a predicted model, not a curated record. The coding region runs from base 654 to 2129 and encodes 491 amino acids. Gene Ontology annotation, molecular function: protein domain specific binding. The transcript is spliced from 14 exons. Gene Ontology annotation, cellular component: Golgi apparatus.